CCGGCUGAGUUCCUGCCUCCUCGGGAACAAAGGGAACUCUGUCUCGGCAUCUGUCACCGCCGCCCACCCAAAACUUUUCGCUGCGCCUCGGCCGCCCGCCCCGCCGCCGCGGGAGGGUCCCGCCGCACCCCCGGCCCCGGCACCGGAGCGGCGGCGGAGCGACCCCGGCGCGGCCCAUGCAAGGGCCGAGGCGGCGGCGGCGGCCCGGGGGCUUCAGCCAGGAGAGGUCCGCGGGCGGCUCCACCAUGUCGGAUAGCGACUUCGGGGAGGACGACAGCGCCACAUCCGCGGACCCCUCGCAGGCCAGCAAAAGGAAGAGAAGGGGCAACCUGCCCAAGGAGUCGGUGAAGAUCCUGCGGGACUGGCUGUACGAGCACCGCUUCAAUGCCUACCCCUCGGAGCAGGAGAAGCUGAGCCUCUCGGGGCAGACCAGCCUCUCCGUGCUGCAGAUCUGCAACUGGUUCAUCAACGCCCGGCGGCGGCUGCUGCCCGACAUGCUGCGCAAGGACGGCAAGGACCCCAACCAGUUCACCAUCUCCCGCCGCGGGGGCAAGGCUGCCGACGUGGCGCUGCCGCGGGGCGCCGGCGCCGGGGUGCUGGUGGUGCCUCCUCCCGUGACGGCCGCCGGGGCCUCCAAGGUGCUCUCCAUGUCCGUGUGCCCGCAGGUACUGUGCCACCCCGUCCGGGCGCUGGGCGGCGGCCUGGCGGUGGUGAGCGCCCACGGCCCCGACUGGGAGAAGCCUCCCGGGCCGCGGCGAGCGGAGCCGGACCCUGCCCCCAGGGCGGCGCAGGCUGCCCCCGGCAGCACCGUGGCCCUGCUGGCGCGGGCCGAGGCCGCCAGCCCCACCAGCGGACUCUUCAACACGCCGCCCCCCACGCCCCCCGAGCUCUUCGGCGACGACUUCAGCAGCUUCCAGCUGUUGGUGGAGGUGGCGCUGCAGAAGGCGGCCGAGCUGGAGUCGCAGCGGCGCGGCGGGCAGCUGCCCCUCCCGCCCCGCACCGAGCCCCCCGCCGCCUCCCUCGCCAAAUAACCCCCCCGGGCCCGGCCCACAGCCUGCCCUUCCCCGGGGGGUGCCUGACCCUCCCGGGCUCAUGCCGCCCUGGCCAGCUCACCGGGGCAGCCCCGGCUCUGGCAGCCACCGCGGGAGGGGAAGGGCUGUGCCGCCCUGCGGCCCCGCUGCCGCCAGGCACGGGGGAAGCCCUGGGCAGCUUGGCCGCCCUCUCCCCGCGCUGCGGGGCUGCCCGCGCAGAACCUCCUGCCUCCUCGGUGCCCUGCUCGGGUGCCACCUUCCCUGAGACAGGCUCACAUCCAGCUACUGCCCUCCCCCUCCCCUGGCAGCAGGGUCCCUGCCAGCGCCGUCUGUGCAGGGCGAGCAAGAGGGAAUUGAGUUCUGGGUCGCAGACGGUGUCUGUCUCAAGGGCUGUGCGUGAAAAGCUUCUCCUCUCGGACCUCUCCCCCUGUCCCUUCGCCCUCCUCCUCCCCCUUUGUUUGCGGAGGGCCUUUUUGGUGCCUGGUGCUGGCCAGGAGCUGUGUGCCCAGGGCAGGGGCAGGGACACAAGGACUGGAAACCUCAGGUCUGGGCAGCAAACGUGGCACCCUCCCUCCGCUUUAGGGUGUUAGAGAUGCUGCCAGUAGACAUCUCCAUGGUGCUGUUCAGCAAUGUUUUUUUGUUGGGACCUUUUCCCUUGAGCUGUGACUUUAUUAUGUGCCCAGUUUGGUUGGGUUUUUGUUUUCCUUUUUCCCCUCCUCUAAGCAUUUCCACAACUUCCCUCCCCCCCUCCCCCCCCUUCCUCUUCAGCCCCUGCUGAACCUGUGCGCACUGUGCUGGAGCAGAGAGCACCGUGCAGAGCCCUCCAGAUGCUGUCAGCAGGCUGGAGGCCAAGCUGAGACUGUGAAGUUUUGUACCCAACCUCUUCACUUUGGGUUUUUGAUGACUCGUUUUGUUUUUAACCCCUCUGGAAGAAGCCUGCGGCAGGCUCGGGCAGCUGCAUCCUGUGCCCUGCCGCAGCAGCACUCCCAGCCCGCGGCUCAGGCUGCCGCACGGCGGAGCUGGCUCGGCCCCAGCUGCCGCUGCCCUGCCCCGGCGGCCCGCAGGGGUCGAGUCCUGUCGGUGCUGCGCGGUCGCCUCCCUCCGCUCUUGCUCCGCAGGGCUGAGCUGGGCUGCGCUGCUGGGGACCUCUAGUGACAGCCGGGAGCCGGCUGAGCCCCCCCGGCCCGGCCCGCGGGGAGCCGGUGCGGUGCUGCCCUGCGCCUCCGCCGCCUGCCCCGAGAAACACUAAUCCUAGCUCGUUAGCCUGGUGAUUAAGUUGCAUGAUUAGAGGUAAUGACUGCCCCGGGCCCUGGUGCCCUGCGGCGGUGCCCAGGGAGCAGCAGCCUGCGGGCUGGAUGGGGCCAGGGAGGGGAGAAGCUGAAUCUGGGGACUGGGCUCUUCCUUUGCCCCUUUUCUCCCGAGAGGAGGGCACAGGGAGGGGAGCUCCCCGGUGCCCGGAGGGUGGCUGUGCGGCGCCGGGGUGGCUGCAGCCCUGGCACUGCCUGGCUGGGCAGAGGGCACCACCUCAGGGCUGUCAGCAUCCUCAUCCCCCACCCCGGCUCCACCUGGUGCCCAGCCCUUGCCCUCCGUCUCCGUUCCGAGCACAGCCCUCCGUUAGAGCCCCCUCCCUUGUUCCUAGGUAGCCCUUGGCCCUGCCGCCCCCCCUGCCGUUCCGCUGCCUCCCCCGGAGGCUGGAGAGGAUGUUUCUGUCUUCGUUUGUUUUCUCUCGGUCUCCUCCUCCUCUUGUGGCCCAGUUCAGACCAAAGUGGUUCCCCCCCCGCGCAGGGCAGGGAGCUGCAGCUGUGCCGGUGCCGCGGGGCAGUGUCGGUGCCCUGCGGACGGCCCGGGGAGGGGGCAGGGGGCAGCGGGCAGCGGGCAGCGGGCAGCGGAGCGAAGCAGAACUGCUGUAAAUGCUCUCCUGGGCUUCUUCCCGUGCCAAAUAAAAGGGUUUAGUUUUGGUGGUG
Messenger RNA from Pogoniulus pusillus (Red-fronted tinkerbird), 2995 nucleotides. It is a transcript of the gene TGIF2, whose product is annotated as TGFB induced factor homeobox 2. Gene Ontology annotation, molecular function: DNA-binding transcription repressor activity, RNA polymerase II-specific; RNA polymerase II cis-regulatory region sequence-specific DNA binding. Bases 177 to 1031 code for a protein of 284 amino acids. Gene Ontology annotation, biological process: negative regulation of transcription by RNA polymerase II. The record is from RefSeq and is a predicted model, not a curated record. Lineage: Eukaryota; Metazoa; Chordata; Aves; Piciformes; Lybiidae. The transcript is spliced from 3 exons.